GCAUCCUCCUCCUCGGGAACAUCUUCAAGCACAUGAUCGCAAGCACGAUUAGGCAGCGCAUCUCCUCGCCUUUCAUGGUCUCUCCAUCGCAUAUGAUUUUGAUAUUUCCAGUAUAGCAUUUCUUUAUGGUCCCAAUCAUCUGAGGACCACGGACCAUUUCACGACAGGGUGUUCUUUUCCACGAUGCUUGCCUCUAGCAUUUCCUUGCCUUGGGCAAAUACAGUUCUCGCUUGGAUCGCAAGCUCUCUUGUUAUGCUCGAUACACCACUCUCUCCUUUACGAUUACUCAAAUCCUUUCAAGUCUCCGUGCUCGUUGCGAAUGUCGCUCUGUACAGCUUGGCAAAGUUCUGGCUAGGUCAGGUGACCAAGCUCGUCCGAGAGCCAUACCUGGAUGAGGUCUUUCAUAUACCACAAGCUCAAGCUUAUUGCAAUGGGAGGUACGAUAUGUGGGAUCCUAAACUUACCACCCCACCAGGACUAUAUAUCUUCUCGACUCUAUAUGCCAAGCUCUCAGCAUAUGGAAAAUGUUCUCCCGCCGUACUGCGAUCUUUCAAUGUCUUCGCUUUGAUCAUGGUAUUUUCGUACGCCUGCGACUGCAGAGCCCUCAUCUCCCGGUCCAGAGCCCGGAAUGCAGCAGCUCCUCGAAAUUCUUCUAUUGCGUUUGGUGUGCAGAACUGGGCGUAUGGCCCCCAGCGGAUAAAUCCAGACGAACUACACACCGCAUUGAAUAUCGCCUUGUUCCCCAUACUAUUCUUCUUUUCUGGUCUUUUCUACACCGAUGUUCUGUCAACUUGCGUCGUCUUGAGAGUGUACCGACUGUUCUUGGAGAGAAGAGGAGCAUACCAGAAUUCCUCCGAGGGUCUAAUAUGGCUUUAUCUCACAGGCAUUGUGUCUCUCUGGAUGAGACAGACGAAUGUAUUUUGGGUUGCUGUAUUCAUGGGUGGCUUGGAGGUGGUGAGGACGAUCGAUGCCAACCAGACUCCUGAUCCUGGUCCGGAUAUUGCACCCUACAGGUGGAAAGAUAUCUGUAUCUUUUACUUCAAGCGUUAUGGCAAUGGCCAGAUCCAUGAUGUGCCACUGGGGGACGCUGGGGUUCAUGAUUUCAUUCUCUGCGCAGUCAGCGUCGCUGUUGCCGCCGUAUUUCACCCUCUCCUUCUUGUAACUCGACUAUGGCCUUACAUUGGUCUUUUACUCUCCUUUGUCGCCUUCGUGAUUUGGAAUGGCGGCGUUGUGUUAGGGGACAAGGCAAACCACGUAGCAACCAUCCAUAUCCCACAGAUGCUUUACAUUUGGCCAUUCAUGGCCUUCUUCUCAGCUCCUCUCAUCGUUCCAAUCGGCCUUUCCUUCCUACAUCGCCUCUUCAAACUCUUCUCUCUGCCCCUGUUUCCGCGCCUGGUGUGGCAGUACCUACUCGCAGCGAUCUAUACAGCUGGAGCGCUAGCUGUGACCCUCGUUAUCAUCAAGUUCAACACGAUCAUCCAUCCUUUCACUCUAGCGGACAACAGACAUUACAUGUUUUACGUAUUCCGAUACACGAUUCUCAAGCACCCAAUGGUUCGAUACCUCCUCGCACCAGUCUACCUGAUCUGCGGAUUUCUUGUCUACUUAACGCUUUGCGCUCAAAGUACAACCUCUCCAACCACUUUGAAGAAGAAGAGGGAGUCCUCAAAAAACAGCGAUGAUCAGCCAAGAGCAGAGGAGAAGCCCGCUACAAACACACAGUCAGACGGCCCAACAACGUCAUUCGUUCUCAUCCUACUCCUCACUACCGCCCUAUCACUCAUCACAGCACCCCUCGUCGAGCCCCGAUACUUCAUCAUACCAUGGGUCAUAUGGCGACUCAACGUCCCCUCAUUACCACCACCACGUCAGGCAGCCUCCUCACCAAAAUCAAAGUCGAAGUCAAAGUCAAGAACCGAUACAGCACGACAAGAAGAGAUAUCCCGCAAGAUCAUCUCCUGGAUCAGGUUCUGGGGGUGGGAAGGACAUGACUACAGGCUUUGGCUGGAGACGGUGUGGUUUCUGGGUAUCAAUGCGGCCACGGGGUAUAUCUUUCUGUAUCGCGGGUAUGAGUGGAAGCAGGAGCCUGGGAAUGUCCAGCGGUUCAUGUGGUAACCCUGAACCCUGAACCCUGAACCCUAAGCCGAGCAUCGAUGGUCGCUGGGGAUGUACAUUUCUUGUGAUAUUUAAACAUCCAUCCUGGGGACGUAGACGUAGACGUGGUUGAAUCUCCCGCAUUGUAGUCGAGUCUGGCUUAGAGUCUUGUAUAUUACCAGUUGCGCGAUAUGUGAUCGGACCCUAAACAACAUGGUGGACGGAGGAUGAUCCAUUCCGUAAAUAUAGGUACAUACCUAGUAACCUGGCCAGCAUGUCUUCCUCUCAAACAUUGUGUAUGAUGGGUUGGUCGAAUUGAUUGUUUAGCCUCUACAAGUCCAGAUAAAACACGCACCAUUGUCAUCACGAGUCCUCACCAAGCGCUCUUUACGGCGUAUAGUCUAGUCAUCUCUCUGCUAUCGCUAUCGCCGUGCGUCUUCUCAGUAGGCAGCCGUGUCCUGGGACGGGGCUCUGGAUUUGAUGCGCAUUUCCAGCCUCUUCAAGACGCAGGCGGGCAAUUCACCCGUUGGAGCCAGACGCGUUCAUUAUGACAUGAGCCCGGGCGUGGUUGUCAAGUCCGGAAGAGCGCCUGCUCAAGAAGGAAUCAUCGUCUAAUCUCGCUCAAGGAUCCUAAACCCAUGCAUUCCCGAAAUGCAUUCAAAUCAUCAUCCACCAACGCCUAAUGCCAGGAAAUCGUUAUGCAUAGUACGGAAAAAGGUAUAAACAAGCAGAACAAGCGGUCGUCAAGUCGGAUAGAGGAAAUUGGAAAUUUGAGCCCUAGCAACCAUACACUCCAUGUCGUUUCGAUGCCAUCACAUAGUGAAAGAUAGGAAGAGAUGAAGGAUCCGUAGUCCAACUCGUGAACCCAAGGUACAACGAUACUUGGCGUGAUCAAAUCCCUCAUCUCUUUCACAUCGAGACAAAGGAUUCAGGUAUCGUGCCACAAAAUACCAGCGAAAGGUUGAAAGAAUCAGGGAAGGGGUCCGAAAGUGGAGCGAUAGAUAGAUAGUAAGAGGUGGGAAUCGAAGUAAGGGUUAGAUUUGGCCUUUGAUGUCGACUUUAGCAAAGGCUGCACUUUUAGCAGCCUCGAACAAGCCGCCAGCCUUGCCAGUGAGGAAUCGAAGUUCAUCGUUCUUCUCUUCAAGCAGGUGUUGGCCAUUGUAAUCACAGAUGAACUGUGCGGCAUCGCCGUCGGACUCAAAUCCAAGUUCCUCGGUGAUAAAUCUCAACUUGAUAUCUGGCUUGUAUCUGCGAAUUAUUAGCACAAGUCUAGAAGCGAGAUGUGGAUGUGUGGAGGAACAUACGCUUUGCAUAUAUUUGACAGAGCAACCAGACGUUCACGAACGACGAACAUAUCCAUGAGGUAGGCACCCAUGUUAGGUGUGUCGAGAUAGAGCCUGAAAAAUCUGUGGUAGUUGCCUAAUGCUAAAGCCGAACGCACACCAAGAGCAUGCUUGAUAGCCUUUUCUUCCUUCUCUGCUGGGGUUAGAUCCGCCAAGACGUCAUUCAAUGCCGUGCGGUUAGAUGUGUGAAUGAAAUACAAGAUACGAUACGCCUUGAAUUCCACCGGGUUGCCUCCCAAAUUCUGCGCAUAAAGCGCACGAAGCUGGGUUUGACAUUGAUUAUACUCACCAAGAUCCCCCUUCUCCAGGGCAAUCCGGGCAUGGAUUUCAUACACCGUAACUGUGAACUCGUUCUUGAUGCGUUGCACGGUAAGAUCUUGUCGCAUAGACUUGAACUGGUCGCAUAUGUAAGAAUAGUUGCCCUCUUUCUUCCACUUCUUCUUCAAUAAAUCAAGGGUUUGUCUCAAAAUAGGUUCAGGUCGGACUUGUGAUGGGACUGGAGCUGAUGUGAGGCGGAAAUAUUGCUUCUCGAGGACUUUGCACGUUCCGACUACAGGGCCUGAUGAUGGUUCUGGGGUAGGAGAUCGAGCGUAGGUUGGUUUGUAACCGCCAUCAAAACGACGAAGGCGCUUCUCCAGGUUCUUCUGGGACUUACUUAAUUUCUCCUCCUGAAAUGGAUGCUGGCGUUUUUCGGUGAUACGAUCUUCGAAGCGGUUGUUAGCACGCCACGGAGGCAUAGGAUUGUCAUCUCCACCGAGCUCUUGGGAUUUUCUCUUCUUCGAUAGAGCGUGGUUACCAUUGGCAUUGCCAUUCGCGCCUAUCCGCAGAUCUAGAGAUUCUUGUUUCCAUGCCUCGGCCUUUGCCUGUGCCCGCGCGUGGUGUAUCAUUUGUUGGGGAAGGGGUAGAUGGUCCCAGUCGAUCGUCUCCAGAGAAUUACUAUCGGUCGCUGCUGCGAUGGUUGUUCUUAGCUGUUCUUCCAUCUCUGCUCUAGACACAUCGGCAAGGAGGUUAUCGUUCUCGAAAGAUCUCUGUACGUAAAGCCGAACUGGUGCUGGCCAGUCGAUUUUCUUUUUCUCCGCAGGUGGAGGAGCAGGCAUCGGCGCGGGUGGAGGCGGAAACUGGGCAGUAGGCACAAGGUGAGGCACGAGGUGAAGGGGCGCUUGGGCGAAUGUUUGUCGGACUUGUACGGGAUAGUAGGCUGGCGGAGCCGUCCUCUCGUAAGAAGGCAUCUUCUGAGGAGUUGGAAAGGGGUGCUGAUGUUGAAGGUGAUGAAGAGGAGGAAAAUCCACGAUGCAU
Cadophora gregata is the source of this 4733-nucleotide messenger RNA. It is a transcript of the gene ALG10, whose product is annotated as glucosyltransferase. NCBI's taxonomy places the organism in Eukaryota, Fungi, Ascomycota, Leotiomycetes, Helotiales, Ploettnerulaceae. Gene Ontology annotation, molecular function: dolichyl pyrophosphate Glc2Man9GlcNAc2 alpha-1,2-glucosyltransferase activity. The transcript is spliced from 6 exons. The record is from RefSeq and is a predicted model, not a curated record. Gene Ontology annotation, biological process: protein N-linked glycosylation; dolichol-linked oligosaccharide biosynthetic process. Bases 184 to 2115 code for a protein of 643 amino acids. Gene Ontology annotation, cellular component: endoplasmic reticulum.